This is a messenger RNA of Sesamum indicum (sesame), 657 nucleotides long. Its product is annotated as V-type proton ATPase subunit e1. Lineage: Eukaryota; Viridiplantae; Streptophyta; Magnoliopsida; Lamiales; Pedaliaceae. Gene Ontology annotation, cellular component: proton-transporting V-type ATPase, V0 domain. Gene Ontology annotation, biological process: proton transmembrane transport. Gene Ontology annotation, molecular function: proton-transporting ATPase activity, rotational mechanism. The record is from RefSeq and is a predicted model, not a curated record.
UUUCUUUUCUUUUUUUGGUGGUGAAUCGCACGUUGAAUAUCAUGUUACAAUUUGAGCAUCCCAUUCAUUGAGAAGACAAUUGAAUCUUGUCAAAGCGACGCCGGAUCCAGCAGUUUCAAGUGCUCCCCUGGAGCUUGGCCGGUCGCCGGAUUCUAAGGUAAAGCGUUAGUCGAUAUUGUCUGAGGGCAUAGCGUUAAUUGGAGAUGGGGUUCUUGGUGACUACGCUAAUCUUCCUUGUUGUUGGGAUUAUUGCAUCACUCUGCACCAGAAUCUGCUGCAACAGAGGGCCCUCCGCGAAUCUGUUACACCUGACAUUGAUUAUUACAGCAACGGUGUGCUGUUGGAUGAUGUGGGCAAUUGUGUACCUGUCACAGAUGAAACCUCUAAUUGUUCCCAUUUUGAAUGAAUCGGAAUGAUAUUUCUAUGGGAAGCAUGUGCAAGCAAGCCUGUUUCAGAGCUACAUUAUUGAUUGUGGGUGGAGAAUCAAAGAGCAAUCAAUAACAUCUUUGGGUAUAUAGUACCCAGAAUCCUUUUGUCAGAUUUGUAUGUAAUUUUCAACUAUUUAAAAAUUAUUCUCAAAAUUGUGCUCCAUUUUCUCUGUGCUCUGUAAAACCCAUUUUCCUAUCUCUUAUUCAUUUUUGAAGGAUGACAUCUUAA